GUAAGUCCUUACUCAGUCGAGAAAUGAAGUCGAUAGUGUUGGUCGGAGUUUUGUUUACAUUAGCUACGGUUUACGUUUACGCCGACCAAUCUUCUAGAAAUGGUACUCGUCAUAAUCUUAAAGCAAUGUGGCAAGGCUUUGAAUUGAAAAAUUGCAACCCCACAAUGUGCUGCCCUUACAUGUUCAGCUGCUGCGAAACUGUCUUCUGUUGUAAAGGUCCAGGAUUGCCAAUAAUGCAUCAAGUUCCAUGUAAAAAUCCGAUGGGUCUCAUGUAACCAUCCAGUUGAAGACGUGUUUUCCACUUGAUUUUAAAAUAAUAAAUGAUUAGAUAAUGGCUUCAUAAUAUUUUUCCUAUUUAAUCGAGUUUUGUAAAUUGAUUAUAACAAAAGUAUUGCUAUAUU
Molecule: messenger RNA, 401 nt
Organism: Nezara viridula (southern green stink bug)
Lineage: Eukaryota; Metazoa; Arthropoda; Insecta; Hemiptera; Pentatomidae
Source: the annotation of a GenBank genome assembly